Molecule: messenger RNA, 1025 nt
Organism: Somion occarium
Lineage: Eukaryota; Fungi; Basidiomycota; Agaricomycetes; Polyporales; Cerrenaceae
Source: the annotation of a GenBank genome assembly
ACACAACUCAAAUGUACACCUCCACGUCCUGUACUCGGCUCUUGAGACAAUUCAUCCACCAUAUCGGUCAUAAUAACUCUUGUAGACCUCAUUAUCGUCUUUUGCAUCAAUUCGUUCAAUACCCUAGAACCGUUUCGAAUCCUACUACCCUAAUACACCAUCGCUUACCAAGGAAUUCUCUUCGAACGUUCUCAAGCAGUAAUGUUGUCCGAGCAUCUUUAGCAUCGCAUCCUCCGGGACAACCAACGGAACUGGUGUAUUAUCCAACACCGUCAUCACUUCCACCACCGGAGGAUCCCGAUGAUCCCGACGUAGAUUUGGUGGAACCAGAAGAGGCCAGGAUAGAAAUGACUGAGCGAGCCGCAGAACAACUACGUUCCAUUGCCAAACGACAAGGAAAUUCCAAUGCGGCGUUGCGAAUAGCAGUCGAGAGCGGUGGAUGUCAUGGGUACCAGUACAAGAUGGAACUUGCGACCAAACGAAAUCCCGACGACUAUCACUUCUCACAUCCUUCCGUGAGACCUUCGAACAUUGUCAUUGAUGCUGUAUCUAUGUCCCUCUUAAAGGGUGCGGUGGUAGACUACGCGACUGAGCUCAUAGGAAGCAGCUUCCGCAUAUUGGAUAAUCCACAGGCGAAAGGCAGUGGAUGUGGAUGUGGUGUUAGUUGGGAACUCAAGAUAUAAACGUCAAUCGCCCGACGACUGAACAUUAAUACUCUAAUUUAUUGGGUUAUGACCACCCGUGCAUAUCACAGACAAUACUUUGUAGCUAUAACAUUUCACUUCUCGAUUCGUCAUGUUGCGUUCAUGAUGAUCUAGCUCAUCGUUCCCCUACCAGGCUACGACGUAUCUCAGUUUCUCCAUGUGUCCCAAGUUCUGUCAAGGCGCCCGGGCUUAGUUGGAUUACACUCAGCACCUUCAGCCAAUGAGCACCUUCUUAUUACAACUCGACUCAAGCCUUCGAUGACGCGUCUUCACGGCGUUCAUCCAAGGCGACAAUCACCAGCCCACCGUCAUCUUGAUGAU